This is a messenger RNA of Symbiodinium sp. CCMP2592, 1452 nucleotides long. The record is from the annotation of a GenBank genome assembly. NCBI's taxonomy places the organism in Eukaryota, Dinophyceae, Suessiales, Symbiodiniaceae.
AUGCGACAGGCAUCAGCUUUGCAAGUGAAGCAUCUGCAAGUUGAGCCUGAGAUGGAGCGAUUUGCAGCGAAGGUGAAGGAGGUGGACGAGAAGCUGAAAGAGCUGGAGGAUGCAGCAUCCACGACCUCCUCGCCAGACCUAGAUCAAGACGAUUUGGAAGAUCUGCCGCCGCCACCGAGCAGCCUCAAGCGCAAGGAGAGCAUCUCCAUGAUGCGGCGCUUCAGCCGACAAAUCUCUGAUGAUGAACCUGAGAUCGUGGCCAUGCGACUAGGCUCCAGGAAGGCGGUCACGGCCACGGACUUCGACGCGCGAACUCAGAGCGAAUCCCGGGAUUCGCGGAUGUCCUCCAAAGCUGCGACCAACGCGCCCAAAGCAGACGCAGAGCUCGCAGCACGCCGCCCUUCCUUGACGAAAGAGCUGGACCAGCUCAUGGAAAACUUGAAGAAGGAUCCCACCGAGGAGGGCUUCACCCAGUCGGAAGUCUCACGGCUCUACUCGGGCUUCCGGCGGUUCAUGAUGCCGGGAAGCAUCGAUGUCCACAAAGAUGACAUCUUCGAGCUGCUGACGUUUCUGGGUUGCGUCUUCCUGGAUCGGGUGGAGGUCCGCGCGCUGAUGGACAAGACAACGAAAUAUGACUACAUGGGCUUCGACGACUUCGAAAGCUUCAUGGGCAAAUAUGCACAGUAUUGCCAAGAACGGUACAGGGUAAUCUUCGAUCGCUUCGACGAAGAUGGAUCCGGGACCAUCUCAAUCGAGGAGCUGAGGGAGAUGCUUCACUACCUUGGCUUCAUGCCGAACCGACGGAUGAUCCAGGAAGCGCUUUCCGCCAUCACCGCCGGCGGCAAGGAUUGCCUCGAUUUCGAUCAGCUUGUGCUGUUCCUGCUGGUCUAUCGCCGGAGGGAAGGCUUCUGUCGUGCCGAGGUCGGCGAGCUGCAGCAGAUUCACGCUCUGUACAGCGACGGGGAUCCUCCACUGAUGCCCGUGUCGAUGCUGGGUGCUGCGCUCAAGCAGGCCUUUGGCCGACAGGUGCAUGACUUUGCGGCCAAAGUGCAAGAGCAGCUGCAGAAAGGACAGAUCUACCGAUCGUGUACUUGCUCGCCUGAUCCGGACUAUGAGCCCGAGAAGCUACGCCUCUCUGACUUCCUGAUCAUCUGCCGGAAUUGUCGCGAAGACAUGCAUAAAGAGAUGGACAUGAUUUGGCCUCCCAGCUACGAGUCGGACUCGGAGGAGAAGUCAGAGGAGGACCGUGGCCUUGUCAUCAAAUGUAACCCACACGGCGAAGGGACCAUCAGCGACGAGCAGCUGCGUGCAGCACUCAAGAGUAUGGACUACGUGCCGUUGACGAAGGCCAUGCUGGACGUCUAUGUCCAGGUGAUCGGAACUCCCAUCCCACGCGUGGCCGGCCUGACACGAGGGGAUGCGAGUUGGGAGUUUCCAAAGAAGAAUCCUUGA